UGGCUGUGCUGUACAUAAGCUAUAAGGUUAUUUCUGCCACUCUUUUAACAACUGAAAUCAUGCUGGUAAACCAAAGGGUGGCAUUGAUAGUGCUGAGUCUACUGAUCAGAUUGGGGCACCCAAGGCCUGUACUGACUCUGCAUCCUAACUCGCCUCUGAUAUUCACUGGAGAGACUGUCAGACUCAGGUGUUUUGGACAGAAAGGCAUAAGGAGUGGAUUCACAUGGUAUAAAACUAAACCACACACUUGGACCCAAGUUUACAAAACUUCAAAAUGGACUGACGACACAUACACUAUCUCAUCUGUUACUGAAGCCCACAAUGGUUCAUACAAGUGCACUGAUUACUAUUUCUACAGUGAUGAUGUCAAACUGUCUGUGUCAGAGAAACCUCGGCCUGUCCUGACCGUCUCUCCACUCAAGCAGAUAUAUGCAGGCGAAACUGUCAGACUCUUUUGUGAGGUUACAGUGACAUCUGUUGGCUGGGAAUAUUACUGGCACAAGACGAUACAGAAAGGAACUGGAUCAUAUGAUAUUGCCCUUAUUGCCAGUACAGCUAAAAGUAUGCACACUGCUGCUCUUGCACACACAGCAGAGUACUGUUGUAGAGCUGGGAGAGGAAACCCAGUCUGGUACACAGAGUACAGUUACCCAGUCCACAUACAGGUAUCAGCACUACCUAAGGCUACUCUGACUAUAGAGCCAAAAUUGCGCCCACUGUAUACUGGAGAGACUGUCACCCUGAAGUGUGUGGUGGACUCCUACAGCAACUGGACAUAUUUCUGGUACAAAGAGCAGCCCCAGACAGCCAUAUCCUUCACUAAGGAGUACAAUGUAACCAUCUCUGGUGCUGCUGGGUCUGAGCAGGGGCAGUACUGGUGUGAGGGAAGGCUGGAGGGGAGGAAUGUGACAUCACAGCGAAGUGACUCCAUCACUCUGACUGCAGUCUCAGACAGACUGGUGUUUGGUCUGGGCUCUGCCCCUCUCCUGUUAGCCUCCAUUAUUCUGUGCGUGAAAUGGUGCCGGAGAUCAGGGUCAUCUAAUGAAGCAGCUGUCAAAUACACUGAAGAGAAUGUGGAACCUGCGAUGUAAAUACUCCGCACAGAAGCUGGAUUAGUGUGCUUACAUGGAACGAAGAACGUUUGAGAGCUCAGGAUUAUUUUUUAUUGUGAUGUUUAUCAGCUUGCAUGAGGGGUUGCAGCAUUUUUCUCACUGACAGUUUAGUGGACGACCUGGACCCA
Anguilla anguilla (European eel) is the source of this 1240-nucleotide messenger RNA. Its product is annotated as Fc receptor-like protein 5. Gene Ontology annotation, biological process: cell surface receptor signaling pathway. Gene Ontology annotation, molecular function: transmembrane signaling receptor activity. The coding region runs from base 60 to 1091 and encodes 343 amino acids. Lineage: Eukaryota; Metazoa; Chordata; Actinopteri; Anguilliformes; Anguillidae. The transcript is spliced from 7 exons. The record is from RefSeq and is a predicted model, not a curated record.